UUUGUUCACCUAAUCCAGGCGGCUGUUUAUUGCACCUUCAUUAUUGCACGGACUCUGACAGCACCGGGCUCCAUUAUUUGCCUGCAGGUACCGCGUCUGCCGUAGAAAUAGGAAGAGGAAAAUAGCUUUUGUAGCGAGGGGGAAACACUUCUCAGUCAAUACAGAUACAAGGCAGUGCUCCUCCUAGGCUAUAUAGGCAGGGAAACGCCACAAUAACCAACCAAAGGGUGCCAGAGGGUAGAGAGGAGCGCAGAAGGCAAUCCACAUCCAUCUGCCAGCCAGCCACUUAGUAAGCGCUAACAUUUCCAGUCCUGAUUUCAGCACAGCUGUCCAGCCAAUACUACCAGGAAAAUGUCUGCCCCAGCUGGACCCCCUGCAGCAGAUGGAGGGAAUCAGCCCCCCAACCUCACCAGCAACCGUCGUCUGCAGCAGACGCAGGCGCAGGUGGACGAGGUGGUGGAUAUCAUGCGUGUAAACGUGGAUAAGGUUCUGGAGCGUGAUCAGAAGCUGUCAGAACUGGACGAUAGGGCCGACGCCCUGCAGGCUGGAGCCUCUCAGUUUGAGACAAGCGCUGCAAAACUGAAGAAUAAAUACUGGUGGAAGAAUGCCAAGAUGAUGAUUAUCCUGGGUGUGAUAUGCCUGAUUGUCCUCAUCGUCAUUGUUGUGUACUUCAGCACCUAAGAAGAGUUGCUCCUACCCCAGUCUAAUCCUUCCUUGCUCCAGAAAAGAAACCCUCAAAUUGGUUGACAAAAUUAACCAUAAUUUAUUAUAUAUAUCUCCCGAUUAGCCUCGAUAUAACACCCCUAAACCUUCAGGGCCCCAUGGCUCCCCCACUUCCACCACCUCGCCUCUGGACCCCCGUCAAUAUUUGUCCUGUGAGUGUGUGUGGCCCUGUCUCCUUUCUGGGUCCUCUUGGCUUUUCUAACCUGCCAUACUGAGAACCAAACACUUGACGAUGGAACAACAGAAAAGGAAACCACGAUUGGCGAUAAUUGUUACAUAACUGAUAUAUAUAGUUCUUUGUAGAGUUUUAUUCUGAUAUAUACUGUUUUGUAGGUGUGUGUGCGUGUGUGUGUGUGUGUGUGUGUGUGUGUGCAUUUUGUAUUUUUUAAUUUUUGUAUUAAUUUUACGUAUGCUUCAGCGUUAACUACUGCCUAUUAAUCAAAGUGUGUAUCUUGCAUGUUAUCAUCAUCUGUCUGUCCCCUACUUACUCUCUCUUUUUGGUGUAUUUUUGCACAGUGGAGUCGGUCUCCAUUUCAUUAUGGAAAUAUCCUUUGAUUUUCAAGUUCAUCUGUGUUACUCGUGUCCACUAAAAGAAAGUCCAACAUAAGCCAGAGAACUAAAACUUGUGCUAAGAAAAUAUCAUCAAGUUACACAAAUGUGAGCUAUUACACAGACAAAACUGCCCUUGAGAUUUCCCCAGGUUACUUCUCAGCUCCAGAUUUCUAUAACUUGAUGCCAUCAAACAAUUCCAGUCUUAGCUUCUUUGCUGGCUUUCUGAGAGAGUUGGUGCUCAGUCAUUGAUCAAACAUACAAAUAGUGCAUGAAUUGUUAAACUAAUCCCUAGUAAUCAUCAUAAUUUCCGAGUCCUUUCCAUCUGAUCCUCCCAGUAUCUGUGUAAUUUCUCCAUUUCACUCCUCUAAUAACUUUCAUCUUUCACCCUAUUCUGUCUGUCAGCAUGCUUGAACACCUCAAUUUCUUCUGAUCAUUUCUAAACUGCCAUAGAACAGUUGGACCAAUGUCUGUAGAUGUUUCUUUUUUUAUUUGAAUAUUACGUAGUGUCUUAUUUCGAAAACAUUCCUUCAUUGCAGUCUAGUGCAAAUGGUCUUACCGUAGCACAUGUAAGUGUAAGUAUCUUUAAAAAAAUAAAUAAGAGGCGAGCGUCGAAGCUCGUGUCGAAAACGUCGGUCAUACAAAACAUAGGAGAAAAAAUAGUUAUAGUUAAUAGCCGUAAGGUUAAGUUGUGGAUAGACAGGUUUGUCCAAAUGAUUUUCUUUUGUAAUAUGAGUGAUGUUAUCUUAACAUUACACUUACAGUAUACUGUGGAGAUGUCAUUAAUGUCAAACUGUGGAUAUGGGCUUGAAAAACAAUUCUAAUGCCAGGUGAUAAAAUGGGGCCGUUGCGUAAAUUGAUUAAUUUCCAUAAUGCAAAGGUUCAUUCUUCCUGGCCCGUUACUUACAUGGACACUGAAAAGCCUUCGUCUCCAGUCACUUCUAUUAGUUACUGUAGAAUAUUUCCUGUCAAACACACCCUCACACUUUUAGUGUGUGCAGGGGGAGUGGCUGACUGCAGAGAAAGGAAUCUGUUUUAAAAUGCACAAACAACCUUGUUUUUGAUGGCGCUGUCUGGCUGGUCAAUAGCCUGGCCAAAGGAGAUCCUCGUGCAGCAAAACCUCUCCACUUGAAGAGCACAUAAAAAAGAAAAGAGAGAAUUCCGCCUUAUUUGCAAAUCCAGGAACAGGGGCCGAGGCGAAUGAGGAAAAUGUCCAAGUCACAGUUGAGUUUUUGGUCAGCAACUUUGGGGUAGGCUCAGAAAUUGAACUGUCAAAGGUUUAGCGACAAGAAACGUGAGAAGCAACUAUUCAAAAAGAUAUAACAGUAGCACUCGUAAGAAGAGUGUUUUGCUAGCGCAGUGGUUCUGUCUGAGUGUUUCUCCCUAUAGUUAAGGCCUUUUUUUCUUUUUUAAAUAUAAUAGAUUCUAUUUUUAUUAUAGUAUAUUUUUGUGUGAAACAGACAGGUAAAGAGGAAGUGUGCAAUCAGUGCUAUUUGCUGCCCACAGCAGUGAGCUCCUCUUUACCUCUGUCUGGUGUGUUUUUUGUAAUUCAGCUCUGUGCGUUAUACACUGCCAAGCAACAAGGGAGAGGCUUCUAUUCUUACUGCAGUUAUUUCUUUCAUUGGUGCCCUCGCUGGUUUGGUCUUAAAAACAUUCUUUUACAUGUUUCUGGCAUCUACUCCUGUCCGUACUACCCUUUUGGCUGUUUUAUGAGCAGGAGAGCAGGGCAAUAUGAUGCACUUGUUUUUUAAGGCUCUGUCAAACUAAGGCCUUGUACACAUGAACGUGAGAUGACAAACAAAUCUAAAUCUACGCUAGUUUCAGAUCUAAUCUAAGAUCUUAAAUUGUUCGAAUUCACUAAUUCAACAAAAUCUCUGUUUCAUGAAACAGACGAUUUUUAAGUGUGCAUGCCUGCAUUAAUAAAUGCUAAAAAGGAAGCAACUCAGCUCAUGCUUCACUGCCACUAAUGUCAUUGUAAACGAUCCUAAAAUGUGUACAUUUAGAUUUCAGAUCUUACAGCAAUCGGUGCAAAUAUAUAAAGACUACGAAACCACCAACGAUAUUUCAAAACAUGUGUGAGUAAAGCCUUAGUAGCCUUGCCUCUUUUCAACAUGACUUUUUAUCUUCCCCACCAGCUGAGUAGACCAACCUGCCCCCCUUUGCUCAACUCACUGAUUCAGAAUCCUACAGUGUGCGUGUGUGUUUGUGUGAGCGCAGGUGCAUCAAUGUGUGUGUGUGUGUGUGUGUGUGUGUGUGUGUGUUUAGAAUAGCUCUGUGUGGGGAAUAUCCCCAGUUUAUCCUGACAGAUUAGGCCGCUUAAAUCUCAGAGUGAGGGCACGUUGUUUCCUUGACCACUGAAGUACACAAGCAGACAGGUCGCAGAUCUGCCGGCCAGUUCUAUUAGGAAGGACCCUAACCUUAGCAAACCCCCUCCUCCCCUUCCCAUGUUUUCCUCCAAACAGAGCAAAAGUAAACUGCAGAAGAUUACCAAAGACCAGAUUUCCAUGCUUACGCUGCCAAUUGCCAUCAAAAACAAGCGGAGAGAAACAGGUUAUCCAAACUAUCUAAGUCUGUUUUAACUAGCUAAUACCCUUACCCUAUUUAUCCACAGAUUACAGGACCUUUUAACUAUUACACACUAUUUAUAUGGUGUGUCAGUUUGGCUUGUGAGUGUGCCAUUCUAAUAUGCAAGUUAAACCAAAACACAAGGGCCGCAUGCUCCAAAUCUCAAAUACAGUCUGCCCCAGAAGAGCCUCUCUAAUCUGUGACAAGUUUUUAGACACAUGAUCCUAUAACUAAUAAUAGCACAACUCUUCCUUUUUUGUCUCCAUAGUGCUGCCAAGUUCUAAAACGAAAAGACAUAUAAACUAACUAUAGCUAUUAAAAAAUAAACCUAGAAAAAACGUUAUAAAAAAAUCUGCAUUGUUUGGUGUUGUAAUAUGGGGGUGUUUUGGGGGGUAGGGGGGUCCUAUAUCCUCAGGUUUAAGGUAUUAGCAAUUUACCAAAAUAUAUAUGAGGACAAAACUAUAUAAGCAAAGUGUAUAAUUGGGAUUUUGGCAAUAGAAAAUCAUUAUAGGGUUACAAAUGUGGUCCUUUUAGCCAUCCUGCAGGAGUUAACCACACAGUGGGCUGAAGUGAAAUAACACUACUGAUUGGGGUAGGACUUCUGUGUUAUCCAUAAAUCCAACUGUUGUGAGUGCUCAACCAAUUUGGUCACGAUAGUGAAAAUGAAGUGAGUGCUCUCUUUUUCCCGUUGCUUUACUGUCUGUAUGAAAAGAAGUGUGUAUAUAUUUUAACACCGUGGCACUUUUUCUGUUGUGAUUCAUUCGUUUUUGGUGAGAUGGGAACAUGAUUCUGUGGAGAAUAUUGUCUUAUGUCAACCUCAAGAAUUGUUCAGUGAUUUCAAUUUAAAUGCUGCGUUCAGGUCAUUUGGGGGGCGAUCCGAAAUGCGAGCUGCCAACACGUAAAGAGUGUGCAGACCAUCUCCCAGGUUUGAAUUAUAACUUGUGAACCUGUAAUUCAAAUUUGGAAGGAAACAAGCCGAAAGAAAGAGACCAACAGGAGAUUCAAUCCUUCGACUCAGCGUCAUGUAAUACGUAGAGAGCGGGCGGGGAAAUGUUCCCCAAUGUUUACUGUCACCCCCAAAUGGGAUGAAUGUAGCAAUAGGAGGGAACCUUUUGAGUCUCUGAAUGUUCACUGGAUGGCUAUAAUUGUACAAUAUUCUACUCAAUAUAUGUUUAUUUUGGAACCGAAUAUUGUGUUUUUCUUUUCGCAUCAAUUUAGUAAUAACUCCAGAUGUCACUGAAUUCUUUGUAUGUAAGCGCUGAUGGGUAAAGGUAAAGAAAAUGGGAAGUUAAUGGGGAAAAAAAGUAUUUUUACCUUCAAUUGUCCAGAAUGCUUAGAAUGAUUCUACAGUUUACAUCAGAUUGCCGUUUGUAUCUACAAGAUAUAUUUUUUGUUUAAAUCUGUUUAUUUUUGAGGAAAGAUUUUGAUUUCUCUUUGGGACUGGGGUUUCUGGGAUGAAGGCCCAUAUUGCCCCUGGUCAUCUGGCCUUACAGGAGGGACAGGACUGGAGGAUCAUGGGCAAUGUGCUCAGUUUUAUCUUUUUGUUCUUUUCUUUUACUUUUCUAUUAUUUAUUGAUAGAUUUAUUGUGCUGUCAUUUGGUAUGGGAUUAGAAACUAAACAAGGUUGACUCAACGUAAAGAAGAGGAAACUGAAUGAAAACUAAAGUACAUAAAAUAAUUGUAGUGUAAAUCUAUCAAUGUCUUAUUAUAUUGAUGAACAUCAUGAAAUAUAUGUAUAUUGGAAAAACAGUA
This is a messenger RNA of Cottoperca gobio, 5589 nucleotides long. It is a transcript of the gene vamp2, whose product is annotated as vesicle-associated membrane protein 2. The transcript has 5 exons. Gene Ontology annotation, cellular component: membrane. Gene Ontology annotation, biological process: vesicle-mediated transport. Lineage: Eukaryota; Metazoa; Chordata; Actinopteri; Perciformes; Bovichtidae. Bases 352 to 681 code for a protein of 109 amino acids. The record is from RefSeq and is a predicted model, not a curated record.